AUGGCUACCUCCACCCAGCUCUUCAUCCCUUUCACGCCCAGCCCACCUAGCUCUGCUGGAGGAUUAACACCUCUCAGGAUGUCAGAUCCCAAAGAGCGGUUCUUCCGACAUUUCCAGGCCGAAGUCACAAUUAUACAAGACCAGAUCGACAACCUGGCAACUAUGUCGCCCGUUGGCGGCGAGCGACGAGAUGGCACAGACACAGUCUUGUGCAGCGUCUCUCGGCUGUCGAAAGAAGUGAUGGACGCCUCGGACUACAUCCCAUCCCACGACCAGCGGGCAUACUCACAGGCAAUCAAGGCUCUCACGGACAGGCUGAACGAGAUGUCGGCCAAAUUUGCGCCAAAGUCACGAUUCCAGUUCAAGCCCCGAGCUGCCAAAUCGGCAACGACAUCUCCCACAACACCCGUCCGUGACUCGUGCCUUCGCUUCGCCCAAUCGGCAACAACAUCUCCCACAUCCGUCCGGGACGCGCGAGUUCGCUUCUCAUUACCAGACGACGAUAGCAAUAAGCCUGAUCAAUCGAGCGCCUCGGCCACCGAAACAGAGACACGCGAUGCCAUAGGGACCCUGCCCUCGUUCUCCAAGAACUACAACGAGGAACUGGCGCGCCCCAACCAGCACGUGGGCAUUCGCAAGCCCAGUUUCUCGACGGCGAAGAACAUCUCCAUAUUGGACCAGACGGGGCUGCACAUCAUGUUACCUGCUACGGCCUCGAGAGCGACGUCCUCGGGUAGUCUGACCAACCUGACCCGCUGUAUCGUAGACAUGACGAUACCGACCAGUGGUGGGGCCCCGUUUGCUGGGUUGGCGUUGAAGGACAUAAAGAAGAGCUUGAUCAUCGCAGGGCAUGUUGCCGGACCAGCACACAUUACCGGGCUUGAAGACAGCAUCGUUCUAGUGGCUGCGCGGCAGGUUCGCAUGCACGAGUGCAAGAACGUGGAUGUGUAUCUGCACUGCUCUAGCCAUCCCAUCAUCGAGGACUGCUCCGGCAUGCGUUUCGCACAACUGCCUGAACCCUAUGCGACCAACGCGAAGACGACGGAAAAGAACCAAUGGAACCAAGUCGACGACUUCAAGUGGCUGAAGAGCGAGCCGUCACCGAACUGGAGUGUGAUGCCGGAAGGGAAGCAGAUUCCGGAACAUGCGUGGAAGAUCAUCGUCUCUGGAGACCCGAGGCUCAGUACGGGUGACAUACUGCGAAAAGCCGGCGUCCUGGGCGCGUGA
Anthostomella pinea is the source of this 1227-nucleotide messenger RNA. NCBI's taxonomy places the organism in Eukaryota, Fungi, Ascomycota, Sordariomycetes, Xylariales, Xylariaceae. The record is from the annotation of a GenBank genome assembly.